Messenger RNA from Dipodomys spectabilis (banner-tailed kangaroo rat), 2241 nucleotides. RefSeq names its product extensin-like. The transcript has a single exon. Lineage: Eukaryota; Metazoa; Chordata; Mammalia; Rodentia; Heteromyidae. The coding region runs from base 1 to 2241 and encodes 746 amino acids. The record is from RefSeq and is a predicted model, not a curated record.
AUGCACAUCCCACAUCCCCACAUCCCCACAUCCCGCAUCCCACAUCCCCGCAUCCCACAUCACCACAUCCCACAUCCCCACAUCCUACAUCCCACAUCCCCACAUCCUACAUCCCCCAUAUCCUACAUCCCCCAUAUCCCCACAUCCUACAUCCCCCAUAUCCCCACAUCCCACAUCCCCACAUCCCACAUCCCCACAUCUCCACAUCCCACAUCCUAUAUCCCCAAUAUCCCCACAUCCCGCAUCCCAUAUCUCCACAUCCCCCAUCCCCACAUCCCCACAUUCCACAUCCCACAUCCUCACAUCCCCGCAUCCCACAUCCUACACCUCACAUCCCCACAUCCUGCAUCCCACAUCCCCGCAUCCCCGCAUUCCUCAUCCCCACAUCCCGCAUCCCACAUCACCACAUCCCACAUCCCCACAUCCUACAUCCCCAAUAUCCCCACAUCCCACAUCCCCACAUCCCACAUCCCUCAUCCCACAUCCCCACAUCCCCACAGCCUCACAUCCCCCAUCCCACAUCCCCACAUCCUACAUCCCCAAUAUCCCCACAUCCCACAUCCCCACAUCCCACAUCACCACAUCCCCACAUCACCACAUCCCACAUCCCACACCCCACAUCCCCACAUCCCACAUCUCUACAUCCUACAUCGUCACAUCCCACAUCCCCAAUAUCCCCACAUCACCACAUCCCUGCAUCCCACAUCCCACAUCCUACAUCCCCACAUCCUUACAUCCCCAAUAUACCCACAUCCCUGCAUCCCCACAUCCCACAUCUCCACAUCCCACAUCUCCAUAUCCUACAUCCUCACAUCCCACAUCCCCAAUAUCCCCACAUCCCUGCAUCCCCACAUCCCACAUCCCACAUCCUACAUCCCCACAUCCUUACAUCCCCAAUAUCCCCACAUCCCUGCAUCCCCACAUCCCACAUUCCACAUCCCCAAUAUCCCCACAUCCCUGUAUCCCCAUAUCCCGCAUCCCACAUCCCACAUCCCCACAUCCUAUAUCCCCCAUAUCCCCACAUCCCACAUGCCAUAUCUCCACAUCCCACAUCCCCACAUCCCUCAUCCCACAUCCCAACAGCCUCACAUCCCACAUCACCACAUCUCCACAUCUCCACAUCCCACAUCCCCACAUCCCUGCAUCCCCACAUUCCACAUCCCACAUCCUACAUCCCCACAUCUCUGCAUCCCCACAUCCCACAUCCCCGCAUCCCACAGCCCACAUCCCCUCAUCCUACAUCCCAUAUCCCACAUCUUCACAUCCCAAUCCCCACAUCCCACACCUUACACCCCACAUCCCACAACUUACAUCUCACAUCCCCACAUCCCACAACCCACAUCCCAUAUCACCACAUCCCACAACCUCAAUAUCCCCACAUCCCACACCCCACAUCCUCACAUCCCUCAAUCCACAUCCCAUAUCACCACAUCCCACAACCCCAAUAUCCUCACAUCCCUGCAUCCCACAUCCCUGCAUCCCCACAUCCCUGCACCCCACAUCCCCGCAUCUCCACAUCCCCACAUCCCCACAUCCCACAUCCCCACAUCCCACAUCCCUACAUCCCACCUCCCACAUCCCUACAUCCCACCUCCCCACAUCCCUACAUCCCACAUCCCUACAUCCCACAUCCUUGCAUCCCACAUCCCUGCAUCCCACAUCCCCGCAUCCCACAUCCCUGCAUCCCACAUUCCCACACCCCAGGUCCUACAUCCCCGCAUCCCCGUGUCCCCGCAUCCCCACAUCCCCGCAUCCCACAACCCACAUCCCACAUCCCUACAUCCCACCUCCCACAUCCCCAUAUCCCCACAUCCUACCUCCCCACAUCCCACCUCCCCACAUCCCCACAUCCCACAUCCCUACAUCCCACCUCCCACAUCCCCAUAUCCCCACAUCCUACCUCCUCACAUCCCACCUCCCCACAUCCCCACAUCCCCGCAUCCCACCUCCCUACAUCCCACCUCCCACAUCCCCAUAUCCCUACAUCCCACCUCCCCACAUCUCUACAUCCCAUAUCCCACCUCCCUGCAUCCCCACAUUUCACAUCCCACACCCCCACAUCCCGCAUCUCUACAUCCCACAUUCCCACAUCCCACAUCCCCAAUAUCCUGGCAUCCGCAUCCAGGCUCCCAGCAGGAAUACAGGAGCCUUUCCAUGUUAAUGUGUCGAAUUAGUAGCACAGUAGCUAAGGCCCAUGUCAGCCUAGUCACUGGGUUUGCCCAAACCAGUAGAUUUAUUUAG